Messenger RNA from Nipponia nippon (crested ibis), 4297 nucleotides. The record is from RefSeq and is a predicted model, not a curated record. NCBI's taxonomy places the organism in Eukaryota, Metazoa, Chordata, Aves, Pelecaniformes, Threskiornithidae.
AUGGAAUUUCCUUCUUCUUUCACUAGUACUGAAAGAGCAUUUGUUCACCGGCUCUGUCAGUCUCUUGGGCUGAUAUCUAAAAGUAAAGGAAAAGGAGCAAAUCGAUACCUGACUGUAAGGAAGAAGGAUGGAUCAGAACUAACACGUGCGGUAAUGACUUGUUGCUUGGCUCCCAGCACGAAACAUGCUGUUCGGAGUUUAAUUCAGAGAUUUCCUGUCACAAAUAAAGAACGAACAGAACUUCUGCCAAAGACAGAGCGAGGAAGUGUGUGUGCUGUUGAAUCUGAAAACAGAGAAGUGAACAAGACAAGUGGACGACUUAACAAUGGUAUCCCCCAGGUUCCAGUGAAAAGAGGGGAAUCGGAGUUUGAUUCCUUUAGACAAUCACUACCAGUUUUUGAAAAACAGGAAGAAAUUGUCAAAAUAAUAAAGGACAAUAAAGUUGUUUUGAUUGUAGGAGAGACUGGAUCAGGAAAAACUACUCAAGUAUGUUUCUUUAAUGAAAUAAAAAAGAUAACAGUAUUUAUACAAAACUACUGCCAAUUUUGUAAUAUUUAUGUAAUAAGGGAUUUCUUUAUGCUCGUUUUAAGGCUUUUGUUUUCCUAUAUAGUUGAAAGAACAUUUAAAUGGCGCAAAAACCUGAAGUAUCUUUAUGAACUGUUCAAUAGGGUUUCUCCAAAGACACUGUUAACAUUUUGCACUAAUGGCAUACUACUUCGCACGCUAAUGGCAGGAGACAGCACUCUAUCAACUGUGACACAUAUUAUUGUGGAUGAAGUACAUGAGAGGGAUAGGUUCAGUGACUUCCUGUUAAUAAAACUGAGAGAUGUAUUGCAAAACCAGACUAAUUUAAAACUAAUUAUUUCUAGUGCUGCUCUAGAUGCAAAUCUCUUCAUCAGGUAUUUUGGAAGUUGCCCAGUAAUACACAUACAAGGAAGACCUUUUGAAGUUAAAGAGAUGUUUUUGGAGGACAUUUUACGAAGCACUGGGUAUACAAACAAAGAGAUGGUAAAGUACAAAAAAGAGAAGCAGCGAGAAGAAAAACAACAAAGCACUCUUACUGAGUGGUGUUCUGCUCGAGAAAAUAAUAGCAAACUGGAUGCUCAGAGACAAAGAUCUGUCCCAAGUGCAACUGAAGAGUAUAAUCUGUUGGAUGAUGGUGGUGACACAGUAUUUAAUCAACUGACUGAAAAAGAUGCGAAUUGCCUUGAACCAUGGCUAAUAAAAGAAAUGGAUUCUUGUCUUUCUGAUAUCUGGUUGCAUAAAGAUAUUGAUUCCUUUGCUCAGGUGUUCCAUCUCAUUUUAACUGAAAAUGUCAGUGUUGAUUAUAGGCACAGUGAAACCAGCGCGACUGCACUAAUGAUUGCUUCAGGGAGAGGCUUUCUGAGUCAAGUAGAACAACUGAUCAGUAUGGGAGCAAGUAUCCACUGCAAAUCAUCCAAUGGCUGGAUGGCUUUGGACUGGGCUAAACGCUUUGGACAGACAGAGGUUGUUGACUUGUUGGAGUCCUACAGUGCUUCAGUGGAAUUUGGAAAUCUGGAUGAAAGUUCCCUGGUCCAAACAAGUGGUAGUGACCUUAGUGCAGAGGACAGAGAACUGUUGAAAGCUUAUCAUCACAGUUUUGAUGAUGAAAAAGUGGAUCUGGACCUGAUUAUGCAUUUACUUUAUAACAUCUGUCAUAGUUGUGAUGCUGGAGCAAUUUUAAUAUUUCUUCCUGGCUAUGAUGAGAUAGUUAGCCUGAGGGACCGUAUUCUUUUUGAUGACAAGAGAUUUGCUGAUAAUGCUCACAGAUACCAAGUUUUCAUGCUUCAUUCAAAUAUGCAGACUUUGGAUCAGAAGAAGGUGCUUAAAAGUCCACCUUCUGGCGUCCGCAAAAUAAUUCUUUCUACUAACAUUGCAGAAACCAGCAUAACAGUCAAUGAUGUUGUAUUUGUUAUUGACUCAGGCAAGAUGAAAGAGAAGUCUUUUGAUGCACUGAGUUGUGUUACAAUGCUAAAAAUGGUGUGGAUUUCAAAAGCCAGUGCUAUCCAGAGAAAAGGCAGGGCUGGGCGCUGUCAGCCUGGAGUCUGUUUUCGUCUCUUCAGCAGGCUCCGAUUUCAGAAUAUGCUGGAAUUUCAGACUCCAGAACUUCUAAGAAUGCCGCUGCAGGAGCUUUGUUUACACACAAAACUUCUUGCUCCAAUUAAUUGUUCAAUUGUUGACUUUCUGAUGAAAGCUCCUGAUCCUCCACCAGCUUUAAUUGUGAGAAAUGCUGUGCAAAUGCUUAAGGUCAGCAGAGGAAUACAUUUAGAUGGGAAUUGUAUUUGGGAAGAUCUCACUGAACUUGGUUAUCAUCUCACUGAAUUACCAGUAGAGCCACACCUUGGUAAAAUGGUGUUGUGUGCUGUUGUUUUGAAGUGCCUGGAUCCUAUUCUUACUAUUGCUUGCACUCUUGCAUAUCGAGACCCUUUUGUCCUACCUACACUGGCCUCUCAAAAGCGUGCAGCCAUGCUGUGCAGAAAACGUUUUACUGCAGGAACUUUUAGUGACCAUAUGGCGCUUCUCAGGGCUUUCCAGGCAUGGCAGAAGGCGCGCAGUGAUGGCUGGGAGAGACCCUUCUGUGAAAGGUACUUCCUGUCUCAAGCCACGAUGGAAAUCAUCGUAGGAAUGAGAACACAGUUGCUUGGCCAGCUUAGAGCCUCGGGUUUUGUUAGAGCCAGAGGAGGAGCCGAUAUUAGAGAUGUUAAUACUAACUCUGAAAACUGGGCUGUAGUUAAAGCGGCCUUAGUGGCUGGGAUGUAUCCCAAUCUAGUGCAUGUAGACAGAGAAAGCCUGGUUUUGACUGGACCAAAGGAGAAGAAAGUGCGAUUUCAUCCUACCUCUGUUCUUAGUCAACCUCAGUAUAAAAAGAUUCCCCCAGCAAAUGGGCAAGCUGCAGCCAUUCAGGCGCUCCCUACAGACUGGCUUAUAUAUGAUGACAUGACGAGAGCUCACAGGAUAGCAAAUAUCAGAUGCUGUUCUGUUGUAACACCUGUCACUGUGUCACUCUUCUGUGGACCAGCUAGAUUACCGAGUAAUGCUUUGCAGGAACCUUCCUCCUUUCGAGGGGAUGGGGUAUCUAAUGAUAACAGUGAUAGUGAGAUGGAGGACAAAACAACUGCUAAUUUGGCAUUUCUGAAGCUAGAUGAAUGGCUCCAUCUCAAACUGGACCCUGAAGCUGCUGGUUUGCUGUUGCAACUCAGACAGAAAUGGCAUAGCUUAUUUCUGCGUCGUAUGCGAGCUCCUUCUAAACCGUGGUCUCAAGUGGAUGAAACAACUGUAAGAGCAAUUGUAGCUGUUUUAAGUACUGAAGAACAGUCUGCAGGUUUGCAGCAGCCUUCAGGAAUUGGUCAGAGACCAAGACCUUUGACUUCUGAAGAACUUCCUUUAGCAUCUACGUGGAGGUCAACCAACAGUAGAAAAAGCUCAGCAGAAACUGAAUUCUCUGAUGACUCCUCUAAUGCUGAAAAAGUUUUAAUGAAAUCUACGCCUCCCGCACUUCACCAGCCAAAGAAGUACAAAGAAAAAAACAUUCUGCACUCCAAACGAACUUCAGAUGACAGGUCAGAUCAAUCAUCAGUGAAGUCUACAGACAGCAGUAGCUAUCCUAGCCCCUGUGCUAGUCCUUCUUCUCCAAUAUCUGGAAAGGGUUCCAAAUCUCCUUCACCAAGAACAAAUAUGCCAGUUCGGUACUUUAUAAUGAAAAGUAGCAACUUGCAAAACAUUGAUAUUUCUCAGCAGAAGGGUAUAUGGUCUACUACACCAAGUAAUGAACGAAAAUUAAAUAGAGCCUUUUGGGAGAGCAGCAUGGUUUACUUAAUCUUUUCUGUUCAAGGGUCUGGACACUUUCAGGGUUUUGCUAGAAUGGCUUCAGAGAUAGGGUCUGAGAAAAGUCAAGACUGGGGAUCUGCUGGUUUCGGAGGUGUAUUUAAGGUGGAGUGGAUCCAAAAAGAAAGCAUUCCUUUUCAGUUUGCACACCAUUUGCUCAACCCUUGGAAUGACAAUAAGAAAGUACAAAUAAGCAGAGAUGGCCAGGAGCUGGAACCACAAGUUGGAGAGCAGUUGCUACAGCUUUGGGACCGUAUUCCUUUGGCGGGAAAAAACUCAACUGAUUGAGCAUGUCAAGUAAUGUGAUAGAGGUAGUUAUUUCAUGCAUUACUUGCUGUUUUUAUGAUAGAGGAAAAGAUAUCUAUAUACAAUGUAUCAUUACAGUACUGUCUUUCCUUUGUAGUUUGUGGAAGAACAGGUACACGUAGUACUAAAUAUUCUCUUCCUUUUG